Molecule: messenger RNA, 2043 nt
Organism: Nomia melanderi (Alkali bee)
Lineage: Eukaryota; Metazoa; Arthropoda; Insecta; Hymenoptera; Halictidae
Gene: park
Product: E3 ubiquitin-protein ligase parkin
Biological process (GO): protein ubiquitination
Cellular component (GO): mitochondrion; cytosol
Molecular function (GO): protein binding; ubiquitin-protein transferase activity; zinc ion binding
Source: RefSeq, a predicted model, not a curated record
UGUCGCGGAUAUCAUACCAUCAAAGUUUAAUUAUAUCUUGUUAAAUGUGCCUGAAUCGAAACACAGUGGUUUUUAAUUAACAGGAAGCGCAGUUAUAGUAUCUACUGUCUCUGUUCGAUUUUUCUGUCUUUCUCUUUCUUUAGACACUGACUGUGAGAUAAAAGACAAACACAAUAUUCAGUAUGAACAUUGUUUUCGACUUCAUAAGGAAUGUGCUUUUGAGCAUGUUACAGUUAAUUUGGUUCGGAAAGCGUAGAAUAUCCAAUUCACUCAGUAUAUAUGUGAAAACGAAUACUGGGAAUACUCUUGCUGUUGAUCUAGAUCCAAAAUGGGAUAUAAAGAACGUGAAAGAAAUAGUGGCCCCUCAAAUGGGUACAUCACCCAGAGACAUAAAGAUUAUAUUUGCAGGGAAAGAGCUGCACGACUCAACAAUAAUAGAAGAAUGCGAUUUAGGGCAACAGAGUAUUUUACAUGCUAUUCGUACUCCACAUCAACGAUUGAACAGAAGUAAAGAUACAAGUACUAUCAACGAAUCUUCAGAAACAUCUGAAUUCAAUGAUAGUGGUGGAAAACCAUUGAAUGAAACUUUAAGUGAUUUACCUCUAGAUGAUUCAGAUCUCCAAGAGAAUUCACCUAAGGAAGAAUAUCAGGAGAGUCGAGCACAUUUCUUUGUAUUUUGUUCAAGUCCUUGUAAAGCAGUCACAACAGGAAAAUUGAGAGUGAAAUGUGCUACCUGUAAUAGCGGAGCUGUUACUGUAGAUAGAGACCCUCAGAGUUGGCCUGAUGUACUCUCGCCACGAAGAAUAACAGUUCACUGUGAAAACGACUUAUGUCCUGCACCUACAACAAUUUCUGAUGAUAUUGAAACUCAAGUUUUAUAUGCGCAUUUUUAUUUUAAAUGUGCAAACCAUGCUAGCCUUGGAGAACAAGAUGAAGCAGUUCCACUCUACCUUGUAAAACCAAACUUAAGAAAAAUUCCUUGCUUAGCAUGUACAGACAUUAGAGAUACAGUAUUGGUCUUUCCAUGUGAGGCAGGGCAUGUAACUUGUCUUGAUUGCUUCAAAGAUUAUUGUUCAGUUCGCUUAAGAGAACGUCAGUUCCAAUUUGAUGAGGCUAAAGGAUAUUAUACACUUCCAUGUCCAGCAGGAUGCCCAGAUUCACUUAUUCCUGAAGUUCAUCAUUUUCACCUACUUACUCCGGAACAGUACGAACAGUAUCAGAGAUUUAGUACAGAAGAAUAUGUUUUACGUGUUGGUGGUCUUCUUUGUCCAAGACCAGAUUGUGGGAUGGGAAUUAUACCAGCUACAGAGGAUGAUGGUAGUGAUAAUGAAGAAUGUAGGAAAAUACAGUGCAUUGGAGGCUGUGGGUAUGUUUUCUGCAGAAGAUGUUUACAAGGGUUCCAUGUAGGGGAAUGUGAAUCACAGCCAUAUGCAUCUUCUAAUGCAACACAAAAUUCUGGUGGAUAUUCUGUGGACCCACAAAGAGCUAAAGAUGCAAAAUGGGAUGAAGCCAGCAAAAAGACUAUACAGAUAUCAACAAAACCAUGUCCAAAAUGCAGGACACCAACUGAAAGAGAUGGAGGAUGUAUGCAUAUGGUUUGUACAAGAGCUGGCUGUGGAUAUCACUGGUGUUGGGUUUGUCAAACACAGUGGACAAGAGAGUGUAUGGGUAAUCAUUGGUUUGGUUAAUGAAUAACCAUUGUUUAGAAACUUAUAUAUAUAUAUAUCACUAAUUUGUACAGAUAUAAAAAAAAUAAAAUUUGGAUAUAAUGUUUUUAUGGAAGAUUGGAUAUCAGUUAAUUCGAAGAUAUGUUUAGAAAGGAAUAGUAUCUACAUAUUUUUUGAAAAACGAAUAAUAUUUUAUAUGUAGUGCGUUUCAGUUGUACCAUUUCAUAAUUAUAUUAUAAAUAUAUAAUUUAUUAAAAUUCUUGAUGCUUUUUAAGAACUUCGUUGCUAUUUAAUAUAAAUUAAUUAUUGUAUAUGUAACAAUUACAAAUUUAUAUUUGGAUAUAAAUUGUAAUAAAUUAUUAUGAACUAAAUGUAA